UAUUGUAUCAGUGUACGGUUGGGAUUGUCACUCAUUAAGCCUAUUGCGUUUUAACGCGCAUAUAACCCUUCUGAUUUAUCUUAGGUCCACAGCAUCGCUUUGUCUAUUCACGAACGGAGCUAGGCUGUGAUUCUCAAACUUUAUUGGGACAAUUCGUAUGUUUUACAUGAGAAAAUCUCACGGUAUAUCACCAAAUACAAACAAUAGUUGGAUACUGCAUGCUGAAAUAAUCAUUAGCUCGUCUCAGUUUACUCACACAAGUACUGACCUGUGUCUGCCAUGACUUAUUCUUUUGAAUGAAUGGGAUAAAUUAUGUACCCCCAACCAUCUAGUGGGAGAAUAUUUAAUUGUACUACUUGUCAUGAUACAUCACUGACAUGGAUAGAUGAACAACGGUGCAUUUAUGUGUGUGCCAGGUGCCGGUGGCAGAGGGGAAGAGCGUGCAGCAGACUGUGGAUAUGGUGCACAAGAAACUAGAGCAGCUGGGAGCUGUGAAACAAGGCAGCUUCUGUGUCGACUGUGAGACGUACCAUGCGACUGGAACUGUCAGUGGCCAACCUUCCAAACUCUUAUAUGUGAUGCACAAUUCUGAAACCCCCCUAAGCUGCCUGGCUCUGUUUGAGAACGGGCCAUGCUUGGUAGCUGACGCAAACUUUGACGUGCUUAUGGUGAAGCUAAAGAGCCACUUCCAGAAUGCCAAAGGCCACAAAGUGGAGUGCCGGGGGUCACGAUACCGCUACUGCGACUUCCUGAUCAAAGUUGGCACAGUGACCAUGAGCUCAAGUGCCAGAGGAAUAUCAGUAGAAGUGGAAUAUUGUCCCUGUGUGGUUCCGGGGGACUGUUGGAAUCUAAUGAAGGAGUUUAUGCAGUCAUUCUUGGGCCCCAGUGUCCCAGACCUGCCAUCUGCCUUUGCUGCCAAGCCUGAAGGCAUUUUUGCACCGGCCGACUGCGUUGACACCAUGACACAGUACCUGGAGUUGUUCAACAAACUGCGUAAACUUCAAAUUCAAGGGAAUAAUGUGCGUUGAAUUGCCAUCCCUGAUUUUGAAUAUUCCUAAUAAUGUUCAUCAAUUCUGUCCUGCGGCUCAAGUUACCAUCCUGGAAUCCAAGAAAGCCUGGACUUUUAUUUUUAUUGCUGAAGCCUUACAUCAUGUGUAAACCCUUUUGAUGGGUGUGUCUUGUAUUAAAAAAAAAAAAAACACUGGAGAAGAACAAAAUCAGAAA
This is a messenger RNA of Hippocampus zosterae (dwarf seahorse), 1224 nucleotides long. RefSeq names its product mediator complex subunit 20 (gene med20). Gene Ontology annotation, molecular function: transcription coactivator activity. The coding region runs from base 459 to 1028 and encodes 189 amino acids. The transcript is spliced from 4 exons. Gene Ontology annotation, cellular component: mediator complex. Lineage: Eukaryota; Metazoa; Chordata; Actinopteri; Syngnathiformes; Syngnathidae. The record is from RefSeq and is a predicted model, not a curated record. Gene Ontology annotation, biological process: regulation of transcription by RNA polymerase II.